Molecule: messenger RNA, 1769 nt
Organism: Theobroma umbraticum
Lineage: Eukaryota; Viridiplantae; Streptophyta; Magnoliopsida; Malvales; Malvaceae
Product: protein CYTOSOLIC ABA RECEPTOR KINASE 5-like
Biological process (GO): protein phosphorylation
Molecular function (GO): ATP binding; protein tyrosine kinase activity
Source: RefSeq, a predicted model, not a curated record
GAGAGAGAGUUUCUAUUGAAUUUAUCUUUUUCCCCGCGUCGCCUUUGCCUCUCUGUCAAUUUGCCUUUUCUUCUUCAUCUAUCUCUCUCUUCCUUCAAAACCAAAAACCUUCAAAAUCAAAUCUUCCUAUUUCUCUCUGUAUCUGUCUGUUUCUCUCUCUCUCUCUGUCUUUCUUUCUCCAACACACACCCAAUCCAUCCCCCCAAAAAAAACUAAUACAACAAACAAACCCUAGAAAGAGGAAGAGAGAAGAUUGUUUAACAAUCAGGAAGAGAGAGAAAAACCAGGCACAUGCACCUCCUCCUAGCUACUUUGUUCGACUAGAAAAUACUGACGAUUUGUAUUUGAAGAAAAGAACAAGGAUGCGUCGGUGGCUUUGCUGUUCCUGUCAGGUAGAGGAGAAUUACCAAUCACAUGAAAAUGAGCACUUGAAGAGCCCCAAGCAUCAUACAGAUGGGCAUCAAAAAAACUCAAAGGUGGCAGCUCCCGCCAAACUUGAAGUGCAAAAAUCAGCACCACCUAUUGAAGUACCUGCAUUAUCAUUGGAAGAAUUGAAAGAAAAGACUGAUAUUUUUGGAUCAAAGGCUUUGAUUGGUGAGGGUUCCUAUGGGAGAGUUUAUUUUGCAAACUUGAACAAUGGAAAAGCUGUGGCUGUGAAAAAGCUUGAUGUUUCCUCUGAGCCUGAAACAAACGUGGAAUUUUUGACCCAGGUCUCAAUGGUUUCAAGAUUGAAGCAUGACAAUCUUGUCGAAUUGCAAGGUUACUGUGUUGAAGGAAAUCUCCGCGUGCUUGCAUAUGAGUUUGCGACGAUGGGAUCACUACAUGACAUAUUGCAUGGAAGGAAGGGAGUUCAAGGGGCACAACCAGGUCCGGUGCUUGACUGGAUGCAGCGGGUAAGAAUUGCAGUUGAUGCUGCAAGGGGUUUGGAAUACUUGCAUGAGAAGGCUCAACCCUCUGUUAUUCACAGAGAUAUUAGAUCUAGCAAUGUGCUUCUCUUCGAAGACUUCAAAGCAAAGAUUGCAGAUUUUAAUCUCUCAAACCAGGCUCCUGACAUGGCUGCUCGCCUUCAUUCUACUCGAGUUUUGGGGACCUUUGGCUAUCAUGCUCCAGAGUAUGCAAUGACUGGACAGUUGACACAGAAGAGUGAUGUGUAUAGCUUUGGGGUUGUCCUUCUAGAGCUUCUGACUGGGAGGAAACCUGUUGACCACACAAUGCCUCGUGGACAACAGAGUCUUGUUACUUGGGCUACUCCAAGACUGAGUGAAGACAAAGUUAAACAAUGUGUAGAUCCAAAACUGAAGGGAGAAUAUCCUCCCAAAGGAGUUGCUAAGCUGGCAGCUGUGGCAGCAUUGUGUGUGCAGUAUGAAGCUGAGUUCCGUCCAAACAUGAGCAUUGUUGUUAAGGCCCUCCAACCAUUGUUGAAGGCUCCAGCUCCAGCUCCAGCUCCAGCACCAGAGACUUAAAAGCAGAUGACUCCAGUUUCUUCACCUUUUCAUUGAAAUUUCUGCAGCCUACGCACAGUUUGGUUUCAUUUGACUGGCAGAUUUCAUCAGAUCACUAAAUAUUAUAUUUCUUCUUUCCAAUUUUUCAUAUAUGACAUGGAUGUCUAGGAUUGGGUUGGACUGUUAAAAUGUCGCUGAUAUGAUCUGUCUUUCGCUGGUUUGGACACGGGUGUUGAUGCCUUUUUUGAGUUGUAGUCAUAAAAUUGACCAAGGGAUUGAGUUGUGUGGUGGAUCUAAUGUUACCGAGUAUGGUUUGCUUCCUAUUUC